Enterobius vermicularis (human pinworm) is the source of this 240-nucleotide messenger RNA. The record is from the annotation of a GenBank genome assembly. Lineage: Eukaryota; Metazoa; Nematoda; Chromadorea; Rhabditida; Oxyuridae.
AUGUUUUAUGCAUUUUACGGUUAUUUGGGAAAGAUAAACAAGCGACAAAAGAUUUCCGUGUUUCUUCGUUUCGCGAAUUUUUACCGUAGGACAAUGUUUCUGUUACCAAAUAAUGACGACUGUGCUGGUGAUGAGAAAAAUGAGGACUAUGAUUUUAAUGAUGACGACGCUAAGGAUGAAGAUGUGAUUUUUCUUCCAGAUGUUGGAUGGAUGGAUACUUCUGUUACACAGCUUUUUUGA